CGGCGUGUCUGGACACCUGCAACCAUGGCUGAGCUCUUUGACUCGUACGCAUCCGACUUUGCGCAGCUCACUUCGUCCAUCACGGCCAAGCUGGAUAAGGAGGUGCCCAGCCAGGCGGGCGAGGCUCGCAAGGCGACACUGCGCAGGGCCGAUAUGGAGGCCGACGAAGCCGACGAAAUCCUGAGCCAGAUGGAAAUCGAGGUCAAUGGCUUCCCACAAAGCGUCAAGUCAAAGUAUGCAGUGCAGCUUCGCGGGUACAAGGCAGAGCUGGAGAAGCUCAGGAGGAGUGUACGCACCCAGGUGCAGAAUGCGGGCGCUGGCGGAUCCCGAUUUGACGCUGCACUCGAGGCCGAUGGCGAUGUCGAGUCAGGGAGGUCGUCUUACGACCCACAGGCUCAGCGACAACGGCUGCUCCAGGGCACAUCCACCCUCGAAGACGGCUCGAGGCGGCUACAAGAGUCGCACCGCAUCGCACUCGAGACCGAGGAUCUCGGUGCAGACAUCCUCCGGGAUCUCAGGUCUCAGCGCGAGCAGAUCGAGAAUAGCAGAGAUACGCUGCGACAAGCAGACUCGAACAUUGACCGAUCCUCCCGGACGCUGAGCAAGAUGAUCCGUCGCGCAAAGCAGCAGAAGCUCGUCACGAUUGGCAUCAUUACUGUCUUGGUCCUCUUGAUUUUGCUGAUUCUAUACGGCAAGUUUUCAUAGCAACCGCUUUAAUGUGUCAUACCAGCGGCAGUACGGCG
Molecule: messenger RNA, 743 nt
Organism: Acaromyces ingoldii
Lineage: Eukaryota; Fungi; Basidiomycota; Exobasidiomycetes; Exobasidiales; Cryptobasidiaceae
Product: V-snare-domain-containing protein
Exons: 5
Coding region: 25-705 (226 amino acids)
Biological process (GO): vesicle fusion with Golgi apparatus; Golgi to vacuole transport; retrograde transport, endosome to Golgi
Cellular component (GO): late endosome membrane; ER to Golgi transport vesicle membrane; Golgi apparatus
Molecular function (GO): SNAP receptor activity; SNARE binding
Source: RefSeq, a predicted model, not a curated record